Dromaius novaehollandiae (emu) is the source of this 12549-nucleotide messenger RNA. It is a transcript of the gene CFAP47, whose product is annotated as cilia and flagella associated protein 47. Gene Ontology annotation, molecular function: protein binding. Bases 1 to 10083 code for a protein of 3360 amino acids. Gene Ontology annotation, cellular component: cilium. The record is from RefSeq and is a predicted model, not a curated record. NCBI's taxonomy places the organism in Eukaryota, Metazoa, Chordata, Aves, Casuariiformes, Dromaiidae. Gene Ontology annotation, biological process: cilium assembly; sperm axoneme assembly. The transcript has 65 exons.
AUGAGCUUGCCUGAUGAUCUGGACUCUUUGACUGAACCUGGCUACUGUCUCUGGGUCUGCCCUGCUCGCCUCACUCAAGCACGGUGGGAUGGGGCCCAGGCUGGGAUCUGUAGCAGGAAAACACCUCCGGUGAACAGGAUAGAGCCCACGGGAAAAGCCCUCGCCCGGGUUGGUGAAAUCCUGCCACGGGGAAGGCACCGGCUCCGGUAUCUCUUUGCUGAGAAACGCAGGGAAAAGGGAAGCGGCCGUUCUGGUGCGUUUCCAGCCAACGGCGGGCCCGGUCCGUUACCGCACGCCGCCCAUCUCCCCUCUGUGGCGACCGCCAGGCAAAGAGGCUUCGCCCACCCCCUGCCCCUCGCCCCGCCCCCUGCGCCGGCGCUGCUCGUCCGAUUGGUGGAGUUGGAGAGCGCCGCUCUCUUACUUCCAAUCAGCGCUUUGCGUCCGUUGCUAAGGUUUCGUUUCCCAAGCCGAGCCGGCCGCCAGGGCGAGCGAGCCGGGCCGGACCGGGCCGCUAUGGCGGGGGGGUGGCGGGACGUGGCAGGGGUGCGCGUUGCUCCAGCCGAGCUGCGCUUCACAGACGCGGUGCCGGGACGCCGCUACCGCGCCACGCUCCAUGUCCAAAACCGGCGCGGGGAGAGCUGUAGGCUCCAGCUGCUGCCGCCGCGCCGGCCCCAGUUUAAACUGAUUGUGGAAAAUCCAGAAAAACCUGUUGCUUCUGGACUUAAAGUUACAGCUGUUGUGGAAUAUUAUCCUGACAGUGAGGAGGCUCUUCAGGAUAGACUGCUGCUUUUGAUAGAAGAAGACAUAGUUGAUAUCCCCCUACUUGGAUUAAUUCCAUGCUGUUAUCUGGAAAUUGAGCCCGAGGUUAAUUUUGGUACAGUGAUUGCAAACGGUAAAAUAAUUAGUAAAGAGAUUAGCAUUGCUAACCAUGGAUCAUCUCCAGGUACAUUUAAAUUAUCAUAUGAUGGGGUUGUCUUGGUUAACAUAGAACCUACCAGUGGAGUGGUAGAGCCGAAAACUGUAGAGAUGAUUAAAGUGGGUAUCUGUACGGAUGUACCGAGAAUCAUUAAAGAAGUGAUAAAGGUGGAGCUAGAAGGACAUGACUGCGCUGAGUUAUGGAUCAAAGCUGUUGUGGUCGAACAAGUUCUUAAAGUUCUAGGGGUGCCUUGUGGAGAUGAACUGAAAUGCAUUCAUUUUGGAUCUGUUUACUUUGGAUCUUCAAAGACUGAACAAGUAUCUCUGUACAAUAAAAGUCCAGAGUGUAUGGACUGGGUAGCAGUACUGGAGGACAAUGCCAUUGGAGGAGAGAUGGGGACAGAUCUUCAGAAGAGUGCAGAUGCUGUUUUACAAGACUUAAGCUUCAUAAAUAGAACAAGAGAUCUAGAUGUUUCCACCUUGAUCUUGUGCAUUCCCAGUCAAGGAACCUUGCUACCUUAUCAGAAAUCUGUGAUUACAUUAUGCUUUAGUCCAACGAAAUUUAAAAGGGGCACUGGACUGAGUGAUUCAUCAGCAAAACAAGAUUAUGUACUGUUUCUGAGAUUUGAGGCUGUUGGGAGUAAAGAUGGCAUUCUGCAGACCUGCAGUGAUGAAAAUACACCAGUCAGAAUGAAUCAUCCUCAUCACAUGGAGUUAGCUCUGACUGGUUCUGGGCUUCCUGUCAUGUUAACUUUCAAUCCAGGACCAAUUAUUAAUUUUAUGGACUGUUUCUUGGGUGAACAAGCAGACGUUCUGUGCACACUCAGGAAUGAAUCUGAGUCACUUCCAAUAACAUUCAGCUUCCGCAAGACUGCCCACUUUAAUAUUUCUCCUGAAAAUGGAAAAAUUAAAAAACACUCCACAAAGGAUGUGAUGUUUUCAUUUUCUCCACGUCAAAUAGGAGUAUUUAAAAUGAAACAAGUUGUUGAUAUCAUUGGUACAGGACUAGAGGAAAAUAAUUUACAGGUCUUGAAGACAAAAUCCUUUCACCAAAUACAUUUGAGAUUAAUUGGUGUGUGCAAAUCUAAAACAAAAAACAUUCUAUUCAAAAUUAAUCCAGGCAUAACACCAAUGAUUUCCAAUCCAACUGGACAAUUUAUACCUGAUAACACAGGACAGUGCACUGAUAUUGCACCUGUGGCAGUACUUAAAUCAACCCAAACAGAAAUUCAUACUCACCAGAUAAACAGGAAUUAUAAGAGUGAUGCGCUUAUAGCUUUUCCUAAUGACCGCUCAGCCAGCAUUAGACCUUUUGAACGGCAUAAAAAGUACAGGACUAUUUUCACAAAGACUGAGAGAUAUAAUUACGUAGAUCCACAGUUUUCUUAUACUGACUGUGAACGACUGGAAAAAGAAGCACAUAAGGAAUAUUAUGCAGAUUACAUUUAUAGUUUGAGACAGCGUCGCUUACAGAAAGAAGACACUAGGCAGUUUAAUGCUUAUAAUAAUUCCAUGAACAUAGGCCUUAAACCAGCAGAAGGGCUUAUUUCGCCAAAGAUCUCAAUCACAGAUUUUCAUAAGGAGGAGCUACAGCUCAGAAUGCCUCCUCCUUUAGAUGAGAAUUGCCUAUUAACUAGUCGAAAGUUGGAAGCAAUUGGUUCUAAAUCAUCAGCCAGAGAAAUUUGGAAUGGGCUUAAUGCUGUGCCAACUUCUGCCCAAGAGAAGGAAGAUUGUAGCUUGACUUUGACACCAAAACAGCUUCGUCAGAUACUCAUUGGUCCUUCUACUAUGAACUUUGGUGAUGUCUGUGUGUACUCGACAUCUGUCAGAAGACUGCAUAUCAUCAAUAACUUGUUGGUUCAUAUAUGGGUACAAAUUGAGAUUGAAACUGAUGAGUUACAGCAGACGAGUCCAUUGUCUCAGGUGGUGCCUCCUUUCUCAAAGACUUAUAUUCCAGUAGUAUUUGAAACAGACACACUUGGGAUUUUUCAAAAGUCUUUCACUUACACAAUAAACAACAAACACACUGGGCACAUGCUGGUAAUUGCAAAAGCAGUGUCUGUUGAACUUGAGCUGUCUGCAAAGGAGCUGAUUCUAAAUCCUAUUCCUGGCUAUCUAGCAGAGACAGAGUUUCGAACAACUGUCAGAGUAUGCAAUCGCAGAAACCAUUCUGCUGAGUUUUCUUGGAAACCUGUAGUUACAGAUGAAAAAACGUCAUUUUCGAUACAGCCAGCCAGAGGCUUUGUGGAAGCAUAUAGAGAUCUGGAGUGUGAAGUUGUUUGGCAUCCAGCGUUCCACUCUGCAGAAGCAGGAGAAUUCAACUUGUGUGUGCAUCAGGGAAACACGAUCAAGUUGAAAUGUUUUGCAAAGCUUGGUCCUACUAAUGUUCAGUUUAUGCAACAAAGGAUACACUUGAAUCAUGCUCCUAUGGGUUUAUGUACUUGUAAGACGGCCAUUCUUCAAAAUAUAGGAUACAAUCAUGCCUACUUCCAGGUUCUUGAUUCAAACCCACUGCCUGGAAUGAUAAUCACACCUCCUGAAGGGGUAGUACCUGUGGGAGGCCAUGCUGAACUCAAAAUCUAUUUCACUCCAAAUGCAAAAAUGAAUUUUGAUACAAGAGUGGAGGUGGCAGUGCGAAACUCAAGAGUACUUGUGCUUAGGAUUACUGGAUGUGUAGAAACCCCUGAAAUAAACAUCAGUGUGGAACUAUUUGACUUUGAUGGUGUUUAUGUUGGUUCUACCAAAUCGAUUCCCUUUUUGCUGCAGAACAAAAAACAGUCACGUACCAGUGUGGAGUUCAAUUUAUCCAAGUACAAGGAUUUUAAACUCAACAUUAAUGACCAUUCAGCGGUUGACUGCUGUCCUUCGAAACCUUAUUUGUAUUUGGUGAACUUAGAGGGAAAGUCAGCUUUGUGGUGUUCGUUGUCCUUCAUGCCAAAAGAGGUGGCAGCAUAUGACUUCACUCUUCCAGUUAAUAUUCUUCACGGUGACUUUUCAUUGUCACAGCAAAGCUCUAUACCAGCAACUCCUAUUGGAUCUGUAAAGCACAUCAUUGCUCCUCGGCCACAAGCAGUGACUGUGGCAGUUCCGGUUUGUAGAGUUAAAGCAGUUGUACUUAGAUCACCACUGGAGUUCUCCUCAAUGGAACUUACAUUUUCACUACAUUCAGGGGAUAUAUGUUUCAAUAUAGCUGAUGAAAGUCUGAAUUCUCAGAAACUUGACCUGAGGAAUAUCUCAAGGCAGCAGUUGACAUGGAAAUUGGGUUGUGAUGGUCCAAAAAAUAAAAUAGAAGAUGGUAUUUUUAAAUUUAGUCUACAGGCUGGAUUUCUUGGUCCGGGACAAAAAAUCAGUAUCACUGUAUAUUUCUGCCCUCCUUGUCCUGGAGCAUAUGCAUCUGAAAUGUCAGUGUAUGUAAAUGAUAAUCCAUCUCACUACAGAAUAACUUUGUCUGGCACUGUGAAGUCACCAAAAAUAAAUUUUGAUCCCAUCUUUCUAAUGCUGACGCCAGUUCCUCUGGGUAUGAAAACGGAAACAGCCAUCAAUAUUAUCCCACAAGAUUAUUUAAGGCAAUCACGAAUUCAAGUUGAACUUCCAAAGCUUGAACUUGAGGAUGGUGACAGGAUUUACCCUUUUUCUGUACAGUUCCCAGAAGGACAAGAUAUUGUUGUUUCAUCAGAUGGCACAAAUAUAGAACUAAUUUGUCAUAUUGGCUUCAGCUCGUCUAGACCAGUGUCAUUUUUUGAGAAUAUAUUCUUCAUUGAUGAAGAAGCAAACAGGUUCUCACUUCAGGUUGCUGCAGUGGCAGAGAACUGCCUUCUUACUUUAUACCCGUAUUUGGCAUUUCACUGCUCUGAUCAACAAAUUAUCUUCAGAAGCAACAGUAAUGAGAGAGACUGCAGUAGUGGGGAAGUUAUUUUGCAUCCAUGUUGUACUCCACAGUCAGUUUCCUAUACUACUUCCUCAGGUUCCUUUGGUGUAAUCACUACCUCAGCCUCUGAAGAUUCCAAAUCAGAAUUGGAUACUGUUCUUGAAAAUGAAAAUGUAAAGAUGAAUGAAGCUGACAGCCAAAGCGAUGGGAGAAAAAAAAAAAUUGAAUUAUCACUUUUUCCUGAUGAGAACAAAGAGGAGUACAUCUUCUUUCAGAAAGUCCUAACUGCUAUUCAGAAUUGGUUCAGUCUCUUUGGUUGGUCUAAGGGACCUAAUCCUGUUUCAAUACCAUAUUCACUAAGACGUGAUGCAUGUAAAGUCCAGAUGACUUCUUCUCCAGAGAGGGUUUUUAAACAAAACCUUGGCAAAGAUGCUAAGACUGUUUAUGACAUGUUACUCCAUCUGAGUGGACAGUUGUUACCAAGCAUUAUGUCCAGCCAGUCAUUGUCCUGUGAUCCAACUGAACGAAUAUUGCAGCUCUACUGGCAGCAUUCUGCAUUUCUUACUUUCCUUAAAAGCCAAGGAGCAUGUCUGCCUUAUGUUAUGCCAGAAUUUCUGCUUGAACCUGAUGAUUAUAAGAAAUGGAUUACAGGGCAAACUUUCCUGAAGGCCCGCAUGGCUGAGUUGAAAAAAGGUGUUGUGAAGAACUCAGAUGUCUUUAGUGACAUGCAUUGUUUUAUGCUGGAAGAAAGUGUGUUUGAGACAAUGAGCAAACGGGCUUGGACAGAUGUGCUACUGCAGGUAUACAAGGUAUUAGUUCUUCCACGUGUUUCUUCACGUAAUAUCAGUGAUCUGUUUGACUCGGAAGGCACGCAGAGCAUGCCAAGAAUAAAAUCAGAACCUUUAUCCAGUAAUAUUUAUUCUCCACAUGAACGAAUCAUCCUCACCUGGCUGAAUAAACAUUAUGAGAAGAAUCGAAAAAUUGUGUGGAAAGAUUGUCAGAAAGGUGAAAUACCACCAAUGAGAUGGAUAAUAAAUUUUGACCGAGAUCUUCUAGAUGGUCUAGUAUUGGCAGCACAGCUGGCAGCUUAUUGUCCAUAUUUGAUUGCUACUCACUUUGUAAGAAUGUAUACUGCUCCAACAACUGCUGAACAGUGUCUGCACAAUUGUUUGAUACUUGUGGAUGCUAUGCAUGCUGUCAGUCUGGCUAUAGACGUAAAGGCCACUGACAUCUGUGAUCCAAACCCAGUCACAAUGCUUAUUCUGUGUGUUUACUUGUAUGAAAGGCUUCCUAACUACUUGCCCAAGAAGACUAUUGAAUUUACAGGUGCUCUCCAUGCAACUGUUGUUAAAAAGGUGCAUCUGAAAAACCCAAGCAUUAAAACUUUGGUGUACAAUGCUACUCUAAUAGGAAGAGAGGCUGAUGAUUUCUCAUUACCUGAAGGAAAUGCUGUCAUCAUUGCCCCUAAGAGACAAACAAGUAUAACUGUGGAAUUCACUAGUCGUUUUCUGCACCCUGCUGAAGCGAUGUUGCUACUGAUUUCAAAGACUGUGGGUGGAAUAGGUGGUGCCACACUGACAUUCUCUCUGAAAUCUAAAGUCAAGCGUAUUGAGCCUGCUGAUAUAUUAAAAUGCAAAUCCCCAUGUUAUGAGCUGAAGAAAGUUAUUCUAAAUGUUACUAAUCCCUUCAGAACUGAUGGCCUAUUCAGGGUCAUUCUGCUGGAAUCCACAAGUUACUUAAGUCGGCCAGAGCAAGUGUGUCAAGCCAGGGAAGUAAAGCAAGAGAAAACAUUUAGUUCCGAAAAUAACAUAUUAAACUAUAAAGGUAGUGCAGUACCUGAAGAUCUAAAUGAAGAGAACUACAUUAAUGGCUCUGGCCAAUCCAGUGUCCUGCAUGAAUUCUUCAGUCCAGUGGAAACACUGUUCUUGGAAGGCAGAAGUUCUGCAGGAUUAGAGAUUGACUUUCUUCCCUUUAACCUGGAAAAACGUUACUGCACUGUCAUUCUCGUUAAUGAACUGACUGGAGAAUUUGUAUACCUGGUAGAGGGACAGGGUGAUAUGCCUUUGCCUUCACGACUGCUUCCAAUGGAUAGUCCAAAUGUCCUGCGUGUUAGCAGUACAUUAGAAGGUCCGAGUGGGGUAGAGCCUGUUUUGUAUUUGAAAUGCGGUCUUGCUCAGAUUCUUGAAGAAAAUCUGAGGAUUCCAUUGAUCAAUGAAGCAAAGGAAAUGGCUCUGGUCAUUGCUGCACAACAGCAGAUGUCAACUAUUGAGUACGAAAGAAGGAAGAUCACAGGGACUCUGGAGAGCAGUAGUGUUCGAGCUGCAGUUGCAUUAUUAGGGCUAUCCAGAGUAGAGAGAGAUGCACUCUUACAACCUUAUAAAUUGCUGCCAAAGUUAAAGUACAUGGAUUACAGUGUAGAAGUGAGCAUGCAAGAAUUCUUUGAGGUUCCUGAAAAGGUCUCUAUUCCAGUGUUAGCAUCAAGCAGAAUUAACCUGAAAGUUCCUUCAGAAAAAGACCCCUCACUUCAGAAAACAGGUAAGAAAGAAAGUGCUGCAGUUGAGCUUCCUAUAAGAUUUAUUCCUCAAUAUGCUGGUCGCUAUUGCUGUCAGAUUCUUCUGAAGUCCUCCUGUGAUGUUCGUGUCUAUAUGAUUGAAUGUGUAGUGAAUACAGACCAUGCUGAAGCUGAGCUUGAAUUUCUAUCUCCAGCUUACCAGGCAGUGAUUCAGGACAUUCCAAUAAGAAAUAUGUCUGGUCAGGACUGGAAACUUGAAGCAGUUCUGGAAGGACAGAGUUUUUAUGGCCCUCCUCUACUACAUGUGGGUCCAGGUGAAACAGCUCAGUAUCCUCUCAUGUUCAAGCCUAUCGCUGAGUGCAUAACAAUGGGAAGGCUUAUUCUACGAAAUUAUACAGAUGGCACUGAAAAUAUCUUUAGCCUUAAGGGAAUAGGGAAGAAACCCCUGGCACUGGAUCAUAUUGCGAUAGAUUGCCAAGUGAGACAGGUCACUCAAAAAGUAUUAAGGGUGCCCAAUUAUACCAAGAAGAAGUUGACAUACAAGGUGUCUUCAGAUCUUUUGAUAGUGGGUGGUGCACCAGUUCUUACUGUAGAACCAGAUGAUGCAGUUGCUUACACUUUGACUGUUUAUCCAUGGAAACGAGGAAUUUUUCAAGGCAUAAUUUCAUUUGUUGCUGAAGAUGAAGACCAACAGCAGUCUCAACAUAACAGCUCACCAGAGAAGACAGAUGGUGAACAGGCCCUUCAGAAACUGUCGGCAGAGACACCACAAACUGUUGUUGUAGCAAGCACGGGGGGAAGUUCUUCAGGUUGCAAAGUGUGGUUUUCCUUAAAGAUUAACAGCAUACCUGCACCACCUGAAAGAAAGAUAAAUGUGAAAUGCAGAGCUCUGAAUACUAUUGGAAUUGAUAUUCCCAUCACUAAUCCUACAGAUGAAUUUCUCCAACUGAGUGUAGUGCUAGAGAAUCAUUCACUUUCUGGAAAAAAAGCUUUCGUUCUUAGGCCAAAACAAACAAUUCUGUAUCGAGUAAAGUUUUCCCCAGCUGUUGUUGGCACUUCAGACAGAAGUGUCAUAUUCCUGUCAGAGAUGGUUGGAGAGUUUUGGUACGCUCUGAAGUUGAUUGUAGAGAAACCUUUGCCAACUACUCUACCUGAAAUAGAAUGUGAACUUGGAAAAUGGGUUCGUCUAUACAUACCUCUGUUUAAUCCUACAUGUGAAACUCUGGAACUGGAAAUUACUAACAGCAAUCCUAGCAAUUUUUCAGCUGAGACUGAUCCAAUACAGCCUCUGAUUGUUGCUCCUCGUUCCACCACAGAAGUACCUGUGCAAUUCUGUCCGUCUGCCCUUGGAAGAGGCAAACACAAGGCAUCAAUAACCUUCAAAUGUUUGCAGCUGAAAGAGUGGAUAUUUUACCUUUCUGGAAUUGGUCUUCUUCCUCAGCUGAUGGAACCAACUAGCAUAAGUACAUGCAUUGAUCAGCAUUCUUCUGUGAUCAUAUCCUUCAGAAAUCCAGCUCCUGAAAAUGUAUUGAUAGAUGUAGAGCUAACAGAUCAGGAGCAGUCCAGUUGUCAGCUCAGUGAAUCUGUCCUACCCAAGUCCAUCCGUAAGGAAUCUGCUUUCCAUCUUCUGCUCAAACAGACACGAGGAAUCACAGUAGCUCCAAAAGGAAAACUGGAUGUUCCAGUGUUAUUUGUACCGGAUACAAUGAAGAUGUAUGAAGCUGUGGUGGUAAUUCAUGUAAUGAGGGAGAAUGGUGAAAACUGGCCUUAUGAUGAUUCUGCUGAAUUAAAUAAAGACUUGAAGAGUAUUACUGUGGCAGAGAAUGGGGGAAUUCGGGGAAUACGUUGGAUCUACCCAGUUCAUGGAAUACCUGAAGCACCACAACAGAAAUUAGAUUCAGCUGUUGUACGCUGUCAAGCCAGGCAUAGAGUAGAAAAAAGAGUGGAAGUGCUGCUGACUGGUGUAGCUCCUGGAGCAACUGCUAUGCCUGCUGCAAGAAAUUCUGCAGUGCUUGAUACAAAUAAGCCAGCCAACAUCCAAGAUGAAGUUCAAGUCACCGAUGGUUUUCCUACAACAGUGGAAUUUCUGUAUGAAUUACAAUAUCAAUCAGAUAAAAUUAAAUCUCAGCUUGAUUCUUUGGUGGGUAUACAUCUGAUGCAAAAAGAACGGGAUACAGAGUCUGGAAUUGUAACACUGAUCUUUAAUAUAGUGUUUGCACCUAACAAACCAAUGAGGAAUGCAGCAACUCUGGUAGUACAAUGUGCUACAGGAGGAAUCUGGAAGUUUCCAAUCCUAUUCAUUGCUAUGGAGCCAGAAGUGGAUGAUGUUAUCAACAUUGAAGCAGUUGGCCUGAACAAGGAAACUAUAGUUGGCUUUAAGCUUACAAGCCAGACAAGGCACCCAGAGCCAUUCACUGCAUAUUUUCUGGCAGGCAGCGAUCCAGAGUUUGUCGUACUGCCGCAAGCUGGAGAACUUCUCCCAGUAGGCACUGUUGGAACCCAUAUAACAGUGGGAUUCAAGCCAAGAAUGUACGGCAAGAAGCAUAGAGCAAUACUUGUAAUUCAGACAACAUCAAUGCAGUGGAUGUAUGAAAUCAAUGGACUGCCUCCACAGCCCACAUCACCUACAAAGCAAGCAAAAGUAGUUUCUACUAGCAGUUACAUCAGAUCAGCCACAGUUCGACAGCGCAAUUUUUUACGUGAAAAUCUGAUACUUACAACCACUGGAGUAUCCUCUCCAGUCAAAGGUGCACCUUUGGUCUUGAGGACAACGCAAAGAAAGCUGUGAUAAUCUACAUUUUGGUGAGGGAGGGAGGGUUAGCACUUUUGUGAAAUAAACUCUGCAGAUACAAAGAAGAUACAUUUCUUGAUUUUUUUUUAAAGCAGACGUGAUAUGCAUUGAUCGUAUACUUUAUCUGGAGGAGUCACAGUGCCUGAGCUCUAAUAACGCUCUUAUUUUUCUAUAAGAACAUAAAACUGACAGAGGAGUUCUGGUGAAAAGUAUUUCAACUGAUUGAGCUUUAGGAACUUAAUUGCUUGAGCUGAUGAAAGAGUUGCAUUUUUCCACUGGUGACAAUACCAGGGGUUUUAAAUGUGUUCCUAACAGUUUAUGUAUAUCACACAGCUGUCAGCAAGUCCUUUUAAUGAGAAAAGAUAGAUUUGAAAAAAUAUACUUGAAAAUUUGGGGAUUUGAGCUAAUGCUCUGCUUUCUAAGGCAUGUAAGUUUUUGUAAGGCUUUAAUAGGAGGCCUUAAUAAAUGUUCUGUGUAAUGCGUAAUGCAUUAAACCCAUGCAAACCAAGCAAGCAAAUCAAGCCCUGAUCUCUUUCAUGAUAAAAUGCUCACCGGAAGUUUCAAGUAUUUUGCUAAUGUUAAAGUGGUUCACAUGUCACAGGUUCAGAGACUGAACGCCUUUCAGAUUCUCUUGAUUUGGCAAAUGUCAUUAAUUCUGACAUCUCUGCAUUGUAUAAACUAACAAUCCUGACCUAUGCAUCCCAUAACACUUCAAAAUCCUGGAUUACUACACAUAACAUGGAAUGAAAAAAAAAUUCUUCCCUCAAUAUUGACAUGUUGAGUAAAUUUUACAGUGUGCUUUAGAAUACUGAAAUAUAAAAGGCUAGGAAAAGUCUGUGAAGAAUGCAGCUGGAUUUUACUUUUUUCUAAAAUAAACAGAUCAGAGGUGCAACUCUCAUUGUGCUUCCAUUACCAUUCUUCUCACCCACAGCUUUGGAUGAGUCUGUAUAUGGGUGUUCAGGCUCUCUUUGCUCGUGAUGUAAUAUGGGAAAUUAGAUCUGUGCAGUCUUGGUUUGAAAGAUCGCUGGGUGAAUCUGUUCUACCUUCUUUCUUCAUUGAGAUUGUUUUUGCUAUUUUUUCUUUUAAAAUGUAAAUUGUAUUUCUGCCUUUAUUGUAAUGGUGGAAGGUACUUUAACAACAACAACAAAAAAGUGGCUUGGCACAUAGUAAGUGCUUUCUUGGCACAAAUAUAGAAUGAGCAUCAUUGCUGAGGAAUGGGGAGCCUGAGAACUACCUAUGUAAGUCAGUGUAAAUGAGCACCAAUAAAACCAUUAUACCACGGUGUGCUCGAGGAUUUUGAUUAUCCCACACAUUUUAGAGAAGCUAUUACAGAAAAUGUUGGGAACAUAUAAAAUAGUGAUGACACUUUUUAAUGUGUCCCUUUCUGAUCAGAAACCAGCUAAUCUGAAAUGAGAAUAAAAUCUGCCCUAUGAAUUCAGUGCCCAACGCCGGAAAGGUAUUGUCAAUAGUGAUAUCCUAUAUCUAUCUAAAAGACACUAAGAAGUUAUUGUUGUAGUAUUUAUCUUAUAUGCUACUGGGACAGCAAAUACCACUAGAUUUCAUAGGAAAGUUCUAUCUCCAUAUCUGAAUGAAGCAAGUGUUCCUCUGACUGUAGGAAGUCAGAAUUUAAAUAUGCAAUGUUUUCACAACUGUUUAUUGGUCUUGGUAUUCAGGAAACACUUCAGUGCCAAUUUUCCUUUCUAUAAGGCUUGUUUUCCUUGUUCUGCUUUUUAAAAGUUUUGCUUUCCUUUUUUAAAAUGACACCUGGGUGCAGGGUGCUCAAAACCUGGUAAUUCUGUGAGAGAUUGAUUCAUAGGGGGAACAUAGGGGAAAUAAUCAAUAACUGAAUGCUGUUCACUCCAGGAAUUUUAUUUCACAAUUAGCUUGCUUUUAUCUGCUGUUACAGGUAGUAGAUUUUCAAGUUCUAUCAUAUAUUCAAACAUUUAAAAAAAUCAUAGACAAAUAUUUAUGCAAUACUUAUGAUAUCGGAUGGGUGGUUUCAAAGGUGUGGUUUAAUUAUAUUACAUAUCUCAGAUGGGAAGCAUAAUCUGUGAUUUUUGACCCAAGUUGCAGGUUAUUCCAAUGUGUGCAAGCUCACUCAUGAGCUACACAAGGCAUGCCAUCAUCAGUUGAAUAUGUACCCAUUCUUAAUAGAUGUAUUGCAUUUUCUUAUUUCUUCCACUGUUUAAACUGAGGUAAGAAUAUUUUUUCCUGAUAUCAAGGAGAUACUUGCAAAGGUGAUUUAGUUAAGGACCAUUGUAUCUGUGUGCUCAUAACAUCCACAAUGUUUUAUAUAUUAUCCACAUGCAUUUAUGCAUUCCACUGACUAUAUAUACUGUCUAUUAAAAAUAAAUUCCUUUUCACUUCCUGACUUCAUAUUUUCUACAUCCAUUGGUGAUGUGAUUGUGUUCUUUUUAAUACCUGGGCUAAUUCUAAGUCUGUAUAGCUUUUUAAAGAUGACUG